AUGGCAGCCGGCAACCAGACGGGCGAUAUGGAGUCUUGGUUUUCGCUGCCAUGCUUUGCGCCCCAGUGCUGGUGCCAGGCUGGGCGCCGUGGUCGCUGGCCGCCCUUACUGCUAUUAAGAAUAACUGAUCACUCUGACCCGCUUCUCGAGGAGCAGGAGAAGAGAUGCAGAAGAAGUACGACUCGAAAGGCGGCAGACUCGAAAGCGGCGGAGGCGGCCCUGCAGAAGGAGUACGACUCGAAAGCGGCGGAGGCGGCCAACCUGCAGAAGGAGUACGACUCGAAAGCGGCGGAGGCGGCCAACCUGCAGAAGGAGUACGACUCGAAAGCGGCGGAGGCGGCCAACCUGCAGAAGGAGUACGACUCGAAAGCGGCGGAGGCGGCCAACCUGCAGAAGGAAAACGGAGACAUCAAAGAGAAACUGAAGGAAAAGGAAGCAGAAAUCAAACAAGUAGAGACCGAGUGCGAGGCCAAGAUGCGGGACACGAACACAGCCUACAACGCCAAGGAGGACGAGGCAUACGACCUGAAGAGGGAGAAGGGAGACCUGAUGCUAGAGAUAGGGAGAAAGGAAGAGGAGAUAAAAAAGCUAGAGGGCCAGGUGAAGAAGGCGCGAAGGGACCGGCAAAGGGGCGAGAGAGAGGCCGGGGCCGAGAGGGAAGGCUUCAAUGCGCAAAUCGCAGGCCUUGAGGAACGCAUUGCAACUCUCCAGUCUCAUCUGGAAGAAGAAUCGCGCAAGAAUCUAGCGCUGACGACGCAGAUCGCAGAGAAGGAGAGCGAGCUCACGCAAGCCGAGGCAGAUCACGAGAAAAGGGUGAAGAACCUCAAAAAAAGGGAGAAGAGGAAAGAGAAAGAGGCAGCCGAGGACAGAGGCGAGCUUGAGAGCGAACUCAAGAGACGAGACAAGAAGAUCGAGGACCUCAAGAAGAAACUAAGAGACCAAGAAGAAGAAAAAGAAGUCGACCCGCAGUCCGAGGAGGAAGACAGCCUGCUGAAGCGAAUGAUGAGGCAGGUGCGCGAGCAGGAAGAGAAAAUGAAAGACGUUCUUUCUGCGAUGGAAUAUUUUCGUCUGCAAGAAAUGGAGCCGCCUCGAGACCCCGAGGCGCCGGGCGCUGGCGAGCCCUCGGCCGUGGGCGGGAGGAGGAGGGUUCGGGGAGCAGCUGGCAGCGGCGACACUCCGCCAGCAGCUGCCAGGGACGGGGCGAAAGCAGCGGCAGGCGGGGGAGACAAGCCUCGGCAAGCAACUGGCAGAAAGGGCAAGGCCAGGAAGGCACCGGAGGACGACGAGCCUUUGUCAGCAGCGGGCAGGGAUGAGCGUCCGGAGGCAGCAGGCACGAGGGGAAAGGUGCGGCAAAGGGCAGACAGGAAGGCCGAGGGCGAGGUGGCAGCCGAGGGCGAGGUGGCAGCCGAGGGCGAGGUGGCAGCCGAGGGCGAGGUGGCAUCCGAGGAGUCACCUCAAGAAGACAGCGACGCGUCAACACUAGAAGAUGAGAGUGACGAAUCAGUGUGAUGUUAUCCAUCCUGGUUGAGAUAGCAUGAUAUGAAAUACAUAGAA
Molecule: messenger RNA, 1554 nt
Organism: Penaeus vannamei (Pacific white shrimp)
Lineage: Eukaryota; Metazoa; Arthropoda; Malacostraca; Decapoda; Penaeidae
Source: RefSeq, a predicted model, not a curated record